Fusarium coffeatum is the source of this 1725-nucleotide messenger RNA. RefSeq lists its product as uncharacterized. Gene Ontology annotation, molecular function: myo-inositol:proton symporter activity. Bases 1 to 1725 code for a protein of 574 amino acids. Gene Ontology annotation, biological process: transmembrane transport. The record is from RefSeq and is a predicted model, not a curated record. Lineage: Eukaryota; Fungi; Ascomycota; Sordariomycetes; Hypocreales; Nectriaceae. Gene Ontology annotation, cellular component: membrane. The transcript has 2 exons.
AUGGAUAAGAGUCGACAAAACUCGACCAACACGGUCGAUCGCGAAAAAGACGAAAUUAAAAAUGCCAUGGGCCACGAAAAGCCCGAAUUCGAAGCACUGGAAGUCGCUAAGCAUGGCGGUCGAGAAGUCGACGACCUCAUCUCCGACAUGGAGCGUCAACUCGAAGAAGCUGGUGGUUUAGAAACUGGUUUCUUCCAAGUCCAGUUCAAGAACCCCAAGCACUUUACAUGGCUUCUUGUCGCUUUCGCCUCCAUGGGUGGUCUCCUCUCUGGUCUUGAUCAGUCCCUCAUCUCUGGUGCCAACCUUUUCUUGCCCGAUGACUUGGGUUUGAAUUCGAGGGAGAAUUCGCUUGUUAACUCUGGUAUGCCGCUUGGUGCUGUUGGUGGUGCGCUUUUGCUGUCGCCUGCCAAUGAGUACUUUGGACGAAAGGGUGCUAUUAUUAUUUCUAUUAUUCUUUAUACUAUUGGUGCUGCUCUUGAGGCUGGUUCCAUCAACUUUGGUAUGAUUGUCGCUUCUCGUGUCAUUCUCGGUCUCGGAGUCGGUCUCGAGGGUGGUACCGUCCCCGUCUACGUCGCCGAAACAGUCGAGCGCAAGAUCCGUGGAAACUUGGUCUCCCUCUACCAAUUCAACAUCGCCCUCGGUGAAGUCCUAGGCUACGCCGUCGGCGCAAUCUUCCUCAAGGUGCCCGGCAACUGGCGCUACAUCCUCGGCUCAUCCCUCGUCUUCUCCACCAUCAUGUUCUUCGGCAUGCUGUUCCUUCCCGAGUCCCCCCGUUUCCUCAUCCACCAAAAGAAGCAUUUCGACGCUUACAAGGUGUGGAAGCGCAUCCGUGGUAUCGAGGAGCGAGAGUCUCGAGAGGAGUUCUACGUCAUGAGUGCUUCUGUCAUUAAUGAGGAGGCUGCUGUUAGGGAGGGUGCCAAGAACGCUCGUUUCCCUUGGAUGGAUUUCUUCACUGAGCCUCGUGCUCGACGUGCGCUUGUUUAUGCCAACAUUAUGAUUCUGCUGGGUCAGUUGACUGGUGUUAACGCUAUCAUGUACUACAUGUCUGUUCUCAUGAACCAGAUUGGUUUUGACGAGUACAAGGCUAACUACAUGUCUCUUGUCGGUGGUGGAUCUCUCCUCAUUGGUACCAUUCCUGCCAUCUUCCUCAUGGAGCGCUUCGGCCGACGAUUCUGGGCUAUUACUAUGCUUCCCGGUUUCUUCAUGGGUCUUGUUCUAAUUGGUAUCAGCUACCAAUUUGACGUCAAGACUCAGCUUAUGACUGUCGAAGGACUCUACCUCACCGGUCUGAUUGUCUACAUGGGUUUCUUCGGAUCCUACGCCUGUCUCACCUGGGUCGUUCCCUCAGAGGUCUAUCCCACUUACCUCCGAUCUUAUGGAAUGACCACAUCCGACGCUCUUCUCUUCCUCGCCUCUUUCGUCGUCACCUACAACUUCUCUGCCAUGCAGGAGAGCAUGGGCAAGACCGGUCUCGCUCUUGGUUUCUACGGCGGUAUUGCUUUCGUUGGUGAGAUCUACCAGAUCUUCUUUAUGCCUGAGACCAAGAACAAAACUCUUGAGGAGAUUGAUGUUGUGUUCUCAAGACCUACUAGGGAUAUUGUCCGGGAGAACUGGGCUGGUGUUAAGGAGACUACUUACCUUCUCUGCACUGGAAAGUGGCACAAGGUGUUUGUUGAGCAGGCUAUGCAUGACCCUAAGGACAACAUUCCUGUUUCUCAUGCUUAA